UCUCAACACAACAAUGGCGACAACUACCCCAUUCUUUCUCGUCACUCUUCUCUUCUCUUUCUCUUUUCUCACCUCCGUCACUUUCUCCCGCACCACUCCCACCACUACAACAUCUCCUCUUGAUGUCACCUCCGCUCUUGUACGAGUAACUCAAAUACUUGACAUCCUCAAUGGUCACUCAGACUUUCAACCUUUUGCUCAAGAAACGAUACAACAAUCCUCUCUUGAUUCUUCUUCGUUUUCGUUUUCAUUCCCUCUUCAUUCUAGAGAAUUCCUCAACAAAACCCAACACAAAGACUACAAAUCCCUACUCCAAGCUCGACUUGACCGGGAUUUAACCCGAGUUAACUCGCUGGUCACCAAACUCCAGCGUGCUCUGAAGAAAGGGGAGGUGAAAUCUGCUGAUAAUCAGGUGCUUACUCAGGGUGGCAAAUUAUCGGCUCCGCUGGUGUCGGGCGAGAGCCAAGGGAGCGGCGAGUACUUCACUCGGAUCGGCAUCGGGUCCCCAGCGGAGCAGUUCUACAUGGUGAUCGACACUGGCAGUGACGUUAACUGGAUUCAAUGUGAACCUUGUGUUGACUGUUACGAUCAAUCAGACCCGAUUUUCGACCCGUCCUCGUCGUCCUCUUAUGAGUCUGUCUCGUGCGAGUCUCGUCAGUGUGAUCAACUUGAAGUGUCAGCUUGUAGUAGAGACAGGUGUCUUUAUGAAGUGACGUACGGUGACGGGUCUUUCACAGUUGGCACUCUCAUGACCGAAACGCUCUCGUUUGGGAAGAGUGGAUACGUGGAAAAAGUCGCCAUGGGUUGUGGCCACGACAAUGAAGGUUUAUUCACAGCAGCUGCUGGGUUGCUUGGCCUCGGUGGUGGCUCGCUCUCUCUCCCUGAACAACUCAAAGCAACGUCGUUUUCUUAUUGUUUAGUGGACCGUGACUCGAACAAGUCAGGUACUCUUGAGUUAAACUCACCUGUACCGAGUGACUCAGUCACAACUACGUUAUCAAAAAGCAGCAAAACCAAUACUUUUUACUACAUAGGGCUCACCGGGUUCGCUGUCGGCGGUCAUCCGGUUCAAAUCGCAGAGUCGACUUUCGAACUGGACAAAUCUGGCAACGGCGGGAUCAUCGUCGAUUGCGGGACCGCUGUAUCUCGGCUUGAGAUUGAGGCUUAUUACGCGCUACGUGACGCGUUUCGAAGUCAAACGAGCAACUUGAAAUCCACCCGACCUUAUGCUCUGUUCGACACGUGUUACGAUCUCUCAGGAUUAUCAACCGUAAAAGUCCCAACGGUGUCGUUUAUAUUCUCUGGUGGUAAAUAUUUCGAUUUACCCGCCGAGAAUUAUUUGAUUCCGGUGGAUUCGGACGGGACUUUUUGUUUUGCAUUUGCUCCAACGAACUCGUCUCCGCAAAUUAUAGGGAACGUUCAACAACAGGGGACACGUGUCACCUUUGAUCUGUCAAAUGAACGUGUGGGAUUCGCUUCCUAUAAAUGUUAAGGCAGUUUUAAAACUUUUUUAAUUAAGAGUCAUUAUGUCUUUACCUUGAUCGGUAAAUGUAAAUUAAGUGAAAAUUUCAGUGUUUUAAAUUAGGAUCAUGAGAUCAUAUGGGUAGAUAUACGCUCUAAUAAAUGAGGCAAUUACAUUUCCCUCAUGUAAGUUUUAUAAAAUAACAAUUCACCUCUUAGUAUUUAAACUAA
Molecule: messenger RNA, 1692 nt
Organism: Pistacia vera
Lineage: Eukaryota; Viridiplantae; Streptophyta; Magnoliopsida; Sapindales; Anacardiaceae
Product: protein ASPARTIC PROTEASE IN GUARD CELL 1-like
Exons: 1
Coding region: 14-1492 (492 amino acids)
Biological process (GO): proteolysis
Molecular function (GO): aspartic-type endopeptidase activity
Source: RefSeq, a predicted model, not a curated record